AUGAAAGACCGGCUAAGCGAGCUGCGUGAGUCUGCCAGGUUACACAACCAGCAGAUUUCCGAUGGCGAGGAUGAGGAAAACUCACCCCGGGACAUUCUCCUUUAUGAGACUGAUUAUGCCCUGGAAAUUCUUCAUAAAGACAUCCAGAACAUCCGGACAGAAAAUGACCACUUAAAGGAGGAUGUCAAGCGGCUCAGAAAGCAGAACACCCGCUUCCUUACUUCCAUGCGCCGCCUCAGCAGCAUCAAACGAGACGCUAAUUGUAUCGCCAGAGACAUCAAGGCCAGGGGAGAAAGCAUCCACAGGAAACUCCAGAUAAUGAGAGACUUCUGUGAAGAUGCAGUAACAAAAUACGGGGCUAUGUCUGUCAUUGCUAGGGUGGCAAAGAACCACUAUGUUGAUCUCAUGCAUGCCUUUCAGGGAGCUAUGUUUGAGUACAACGAAACAGAGAUGAAGCAACGGGAGAACUGCAAGAUUCGAAUUCAGCGGCAGCUAGAGAUCAUGGGCAAGGAUGUUUCUGGCAACCAGAUUGAGGAGAUGAUUGAGCAAGGCAAGUGGGAUGUUUUCUCUGAGAAUCUCUUGUCGGAUGUUAAGGGGGCUCGCUCAGCCUUGAACGAGUUGGAGACACGCCAUAAGGAGCUGGUGAAGUUAGAAGGUCGCAUUAAGGAAAUUCAUGAGCUUUUCCUGCAGGUGGCCCUGCUAGUGGAAGAACAGGCAGAUACCUUUGAUGUCAUCGAGAUAAAUAUGCAAAAUGUUGAGGACUAUGUAGGAGAAGCUAAAGAACAAGUGAAAAAAGCUUUGGAGUACAGAAGAAAACACCCCCUCAGAACAAUCCUCUGCUGCUGCUUAUCCUGUUGCAAAAGGUGAUCCCCACUGAAGCUAUCGCAGGUCAAUUCUAACGUGUUAAAAAUCAGGCAUUCUUCCCAGUGACUGUUCUGUAAUGACAACCCUUAGAAAUGGAGAGCUGUUCUGCACUUGGUUUUUUUAUCAUUGCCAUUUCCUAAACGUGCUGAGAGCUGUCCUGUUUGAGAGCUCCUAGACAUGUUGAUCAAAUUAUUUUGUUGUUGAAAUGUACUCUGUGGCUGUAACUAGAGGUGAAAGAUCUCUCUAGUGAUACUGGUUUCAGAUGGGCAAGAAAGAGAAAUGAAUGGGGGGGCUGAUAGCCUAGAGAAGAUUAGAAAUUUCAAGAAGUAACUUUUUUGUCAAAGUGAGUCUGUAGGUGGUGCAGCCUUACCGCCUGGGGUGACACAAUACCCCACUGAAUCAGGCGCUUUCCCUUUGAAUUAGUUUGGAGCCUGCUUGUGCAAAUACUUGAACAGACUUCUGUGGUGCUGGUUUGACAAAAUACUAAGUCUCUUAGCUGCCUCAGGACACAGAACUAGUUUCUGUUUCAACUUGAUUCCCACCUGUCAGGAAUCCUAACGAGCG
Messenger RNA from Pogoniulus pusillus (Red-fronted tinkerbird), 1428 nucleotides. It is a transcript of the gene STX11, whose product is annotated as syntaxin 11. NCBI's taxonomy places the organism in Eukaryota, Metazoa, Chordata, Aves, Piciformes, Lybiidae. Gene Ontology annotation, molecular function: SNARE binding; SNAP receptor activity. The transcript has a single exon. Gene Ontology annotation, cellular component: plasma membrane; synaptic vesicle; endomembrane system. Gene Ontology annotation, biological process: exocytosis; intracellular protein transport; synaptic vesicle fusion to presynaptic active zone membrane. The record is from RefSeq and is a predicted model, not a curated record. Bases 1 to 867 code for a protein of 288 amino acids.